Messenger RNA from Spirodela intermedia, 1791 nucleotides. The record is from the annotation of a GenBank genome assembly. Lineage: Eukaryota; Viridiplantae; Streptophyta; Magnoliopsida; Alismatales; Araceae.
AUGGCGGAUUCUAAGGCGGCGGUGACAAUCCGUACCAGGAAGUUCAUGACGAACAGGCUUCUCUCGAGGAAGCAGUUCGUAAGUCUAGAUCCUAUCUUAUUCCGAGGUUUCUGCGGAAAUCCUUGCUCUUGGACUCAUAAUCGUUCUCCUCCCAGGUUAUUGACGUCCUACAUCCGGGAAGGGCCAAUGUUUCGAAGGUGCGUAGUUCAGUCCGGGGGGCUCAUCUCUGCUUCAGUGACGCGGCGAUUUCCUAUUGUUGAUUUGUGUUCCUGCUAUCUUCUUCAUUUUAUUUUUCCCUCACGGUUUGGUGCAGGUGGAGCUGAAGGAGAAGCUCGCCAGGAUGUACGAUGUCAAGGACCAGAAUGCGAUCUUCGUGUUCAAGUUCCGCACGCAUUUUGGCGGCGGAAAGUCUACUGGAUUUGGCCUGAUAUACGAUUCCGUUGAAAAUGCGAAGAAAUACGAGCCGAAGUACAGGCUAAUCAGGGUACGACAAGUUCAUCUUCCCAAUGCACUUAUCUCCAUUUCUCAGUUAUUUCGCAUCGAAAUGAAUCUUAUAUUUCCGUUUUUCUUGUUUUCUGUAUGAGUUCCGAAAUACUCCUGAUGUUGUAAGGUAUUGUUCAUCGGUUUUGAAGUACUUUAUAUUCUGAAUUAUACGCGUGCCCUUUUGUCUUAUAGAGUACCUUGUUUGAAUUCUUAGUAAAUCCUGUUUUCAUCGGUUUCUGAAGUGAUAUUUUGUUGUUGGCUUCCAUUGCAAACAGUGAAUUCGUUGCUGUUCGCCACAUGCUCUUUGUUUGCUUCUUGCUUAUUUACUCCGGAAUAUUUGCAAAAUAACUUUGCAUCAGUUUUAUAGUGACCUUUGAUGUAGCUUUGCUAAUCUAUUGUCGUAGAGUAGGGUAGCCUAGUUAGAACUCCUGUUCCUAUUAUAUUUGGGUACCUGUUUCUCUCAAUUCAUUACAAGUUCUUGCUGAAACUAUAGUGGCACAUAAUGUUACUUAUGUGGAAGAAAGCUGGAUUUAUUCUUUUUUAUUACCCUCGAAACUGCCCACCAGUAACUUCACAGGUAUCUUAUUAGAGACGACAUGUUUUGAGAAGCGGAGGAUUCUUUCUGGUUGCUCCCUCCAAGAAAGCUAGAAUUGUUUCUGUGAGAAGUUGUAGCGAGUCUAGAAAGGGUAUGUGGACGUUGCUGACGGCGAGAGACCUGGCAAACGUUGACCAACUGUGGAGACUUAAAACUCAGGGUUAGGGUCUUUGACGAAAUCGAAUGUGGUUGAUUCACCUCUUUAAUUGGCAAGACUGAGUGACUCACGUCAGUCAUAUCCGGUGGAUUCUUGUUCCCUAGUUGCAUUUGAUCUGAUCAGAGAUUGGGAGGAUGCCGAGGAGCAAGUUUUUUUCUCUGUGCCUUCAGUGAAAAACUCGUGGAUUCCGAUUUGGAAUGCCAAUUGGGUGCACGAUUUUGGGCGUUCCGCUUCCACUCUUUAUCUACCAUGGUGCACUGUCAGGCGAUUUCCUAGCAUAUCUUUGCAUCACUGUAUAGAAUCGUCUCUAAUUCUCUCUGCGUUUGACAGAACGGGCUCGCCACAAAGGUGGAGAAAUCGAGGAAGCAGAUGAAGGAAAGGAAGAACAGGGCCAAGAAGAUCCGGGGUGUCAAGAAGGUAAGCCCCCCGUCCUGCUUACCAUUCGAAAGAUUUGAUCUUUUCUACCACGCCGUAGUACCUGAAUGUGAUGGCGGUGGUGGCUUUUUUUGCUCAGACCAAGGCCGGCGAUGCCGCCAAGGGAGGGAAGAAGAAGUGA